Messenger RNA from Ceratosolen solmsi marchali, 1316 nucleotides. It is a transcript of the gene nSMase, whose product is annotated as neutral sphingomyelinase. The coding region runs from base 106 to 1293 and encodes 395 amino acids. Gene Ontology annotation, molecular function: sphingomyelin phosphodiesterase activity. The record is from RefSeq and is a predicted model, not a curated record. The transcript is spliced from 6 exons. NCBI's taxonomy places the organism in Eukaryota, Metazoa, Arthropoda, Insecta, Hymenoptera, Agaonidae.
UAUGAAGUCUACGCGCAAUGUAGGAUUUGAUUUUUGUGUUUUAGCCAUUUUCACUAGCAAAUAAUUUUAUUUUAGUUAUUAAUUUAGUCAUUAAAAACGGCAAAUAUGUCAGAAGAAAUAGUUUUGAAGGUCUUGACUCUUAACUGCUGGGGAAUUCCAUACAUAUCAAAAAAUCACAUUAUUCGAGUAAAUGCAAUUGCUGAUAAACUUGCAGAUGAACAUUAUGAUUUUGUUUGUCUACAAGAAAUUUGGUCCUUUAAUGAUUUUCGAUUAAUUAAUGCAAAAAUUCAAGAUAAACUACCAUACUCUCACUAUUUUUUCAGUGGUGUAAUUGGAUCAGGUAUUUGUAUAUUUUCAAGAUAUUUAAUUCUAGAUGUGAUGUUUCAUAAAUGGCCUCUCAAUGGUUAUGUUCAUAAAAUUCAUCAUGGCGAUUGGUUUGGUGGAAAAGGGGUUGGUUUAUGUAAAGUGAGAAUUAAAAAUAUUAAUAUCAACAUUUACAUUGCACAUUUACAUGCAGAAUACUGUAAAGAAAAUGACGAAUAUGCGGCUCAUAGAGUUAUGCAGGCAUUCGAUACUGCACAAUUUAUUAGAAUGACCAAAGGUGGUGCAGACGCUGUGAUAUUAGGUGGUGAUCUCAACACCGAACCACAAAACUUAGCUUACCAAAUUAUUUGUGGUAUUGGUGGCUUAAUAGAUGCUUGUUCAAAAAAUUCUACUCAUUUAGGGACUAACGAAUGUGCCAAUAAUAGUUAUACGAAUAUAAGAGUAGCUAGAAAAUUGCCACAAGGUAAACGUAUUGAUCAUAUUUUGUACGUAGGCUCUAAACAAUGCAAGAUUGAAGCAUAUGAUUAUAUGCAUCCAUUCCCAACAAGAAUUCCAAAUAUGAAUUUUAGUUACUCAGAUCAUGAAGCAAUUAUGGCUUCUUUUAAAUUAACUAAAGGUUCUCCAAGUGAAAAAAUUCAUAUUGAUAUGAAAGAAGCUUUAAAAGAAGCAAUCAGUAUUUGUGAAGCAGCUUUACUUAAUGUACGAAAACAGCGAAUACAUUAUUUAUUAAUCAGUUUUAUUCUCGUGAUUCCUUUAAUGUGGUCAAUGGGUUUGGAUUAUUUAAUAACUAAUUUUGAAAUCAGUAUUGGUUUCAAUUUAUUACGACUUUUUCUAACGGCGAUAUUAUGUUAUGUUUUAUUUAUGAGUUCUAUAUGGAAUAAUCUUGAACAAAAUGCUUUAAAAGCAUGGUGUUCAACAAUGGAAAUUCAUCUAAUGAAAUCAAACGAAAAUGAUGAAUGUGAUAUGUAAAAGAUAUUUGCAUUUUUUUUAUU